GCUCAGUACCUAGUGACAGCAACACCGCACCCCUGUCAUUAAGUGAAAAAAGCUGUACCUACCUAAGAGAGCAACUCGCUCUGCUUUUAGCUGCCCAGUCCAUCUUCCUCGGCCUACCUACCUGAUACAAAGGAAACAAAGCGAAAAAGAAACAAAAAGCCCCAGGACUCGGAAAUUUGCACGGCGAGACCUCAGGGAGCGAAAUAGAUAAGCAUCGCAUUUGCUCAGGCCAUGUUUGCGGUACCAGGUUGGGCCGUAUCUGCGGACGGUCUCAAGGCGGAGGCCGCCGCAGCCCUCGACCGAGCGCCCUCUAAGGACGAGUCCAAGGCGCGCUCCAAAAAGCGCAAGCGGCCGUCGGCCGCCCCCGGGAACGUGACCGCGGCCAACGUCGCGGACCUCUGGGAGCGGGUCAUCGAGGGGAGAGCCGAGAAGAAGACAAAGAAGGAAGGCGGCGGCGGCGCGUCGGAAGGCAGCCCAGCCGACGGUCCGCCGAGGAGGUUGACGCUGAAGGAGAAGAAGAAGCUGAAGAAGCUGAGGCAGGGAGACGCCGGCCCGGAUGGCGACGGCGGCCAAAGCGAACCGGCCGGUGCUGGCUCGCCACAGGAACCACCUGGAGGGCCGGCGAGGAAGGCCAGGAAGAAGAAGACGUCGAAGGCGAGAAUAGGAGCCGGCGACGAGAGCAAGCAACCCGAAGAGGUCGAAGGCGAAGCGGAGGCGGCGGCAGAACUAAGCAGCAGCCUUCCCCGUGCGGCGCCGAAGCCGACGCCGACGCUGACGCCGCUGCAGGCCGCGAUGCGGGAGAAGCUGGUGUCGGCGCGGUUCCGCCAGCUCAACGAGACGCUGUACACGCGGCCGUCGGCCGAGGCGCUCCGCCUGUUCGCCGACUCGCCCGAGAUGUUCGGCGAGUACCACGAGGGCUUCCGGCGCCAGGUCGACGUGUGGCCCGAGAACCCGGUCGACGGGUACAUCCGGGACGUGCGGCAGCGCGCGCGCCAGAAGCCGCCGCCGUCGCGGCACGCCUCCACCCCGGCUGACCCCGCCCCCCUGCCGCGCACCGCCGGCGUCUGCACCGUCGCCGACCUCGGCUGCGGCGACGCGAAGCUGGCCGCCGCGCUGUGGCCCGAGCGCGCGCGUCUGCGGCUCGAGGUGCUCAGCUUUGACCUGCAAGGGACCGCCGCCGCCGCCGCCGCCGCCGCCGCCUCCUCGGCCGCGGUCCCGGUCGUCACGCGCGCCGACAUCGCCGCGCUGCCCCUCGCCGACGGCGCCGUCGACGUCGCCGUCUUCUGCCUCGCGCUCAUGGGCACCAACUGGCCCGACUUCGUCGACGAGGCGUACCGCGUGCUGCGCUGGAAGGGCGAGCUCUGGGUCGCCGAGAUCAAGAGCCGCUUCGGGCCCGCCGCCCGCGCCCAGGGGAGGAAGAAGAACAGCGGCGCCCCCGUCGGCCACAGCGUCGGCGGCCGCCGGAAGGUGCUGCAGCCGCCGCCAGGGCCGAAGAAGGGCAAGGCGUGGAACGCGGCUGACGCCGACGCCGACGCCGACGAGGCCCGGCUGGCCGUCGAGGUUGACGGCGCCGACGACCGGCGCGAGGAGACCGACGUCUCGGCCUUCGUAGAGGCGCUGCGGCGGAGGGGCUUCGUCCUCCAGGGGGAGCCCGACCUGCGGAACAAGAUGUUCGUCAAGAUGCGCUUCCUCAAGGCGGCGUCGCCGGCCGUCGGCAAGGGGGCGAGCGGCGCGAAGGCGCAGAAGGGCAGGGAUGCGAUCAAGUUCAUCGAAGCGGAGGAUGACCGGCAGCAGGGCACCGUGGAUGAAAGCACCAUCUUGAAGCCCUGCGUUUACAAGCUACGCUAGGCGCGAGCCGCUACUUUUGUUUUAAACAAAUACUUGUCUCUAGUUCGUCGACCCCUUAACACCAAACUCGUUUAGUCACCCACACGCGUCGGCAGAGUCUUUCCUCACCGUCACUGUAUCUCCGUUCAAAGAUACAUAAAAAAUCUAACUGAGACGACUUCGAUUAAUUAGAUCCCCAAGUAUUGUAUUUGCUUGAAUCGGGGCAGGGUUGGGGGGGGGGGGGAUCGCGUGACUGUCAUGCUCGCGACCCUUUUCAAGUGCCCUCCGGGCCGCGCCACAUAAAAACUCCCACCAAUGUAUCGAGUAGUAACAACAUUUUGGUGUCCGAACCCGUCAUUCGUUACGCCAUGCUGAUUUCCCCA
Messenger RNA from Durotheca rogersii, 2210 nucleotides. RefSeq lists its product as uncharacterized. The transcript has a single exon. Bases 232 to 1848 code for a protein of 538 amino acids. Gene Ontology annotation, cellular component: nucleolus. NCBI's taxonomy places the organism in Eukaryota, Fungi, Ascomycota, Sordariomycetes, Xylariales, Xylariaceae. Gene Ontology annotation, biological process: ribosomal large subunit biogenesis; rRNA methylation. Gene Ontology annotation, molecular function: rRNA (adenine) methyltransferase activity. The record is from RefSeq and is a predicted model, not a curated record.